Aspergillus glaucus CBS 516.65 is the source of this 2259-nucleotide messenger RNA. Its product is annotated as transcription factor domain-containing protein. Gene Ontology annotation, cellular component: nucleus. Gene Ontology annotation, biological process: regulation of DNA-templated transcription; DNA-templated transcription. Gene Ontology annotation, molecular function: DNA-binding transcription factor activity, RNA polymerase II-specific; zinc ion binding; transcription cis-regulatory region binding. Lineage: Eukaryota; Fungi; Ascomycota; Eurotiomycetes; Eurotiales; Aspergillaceae. The transcript has 7 exons. Bases 77 to 2191 code for a protein of 704 amino acids. The record is from RefSeq and is a predicted model, not a curated record.
CUGCGCAGCGCAAUUCUGCUCGGGAUUUCAGGUGUUUGCAUUAACCGUCGGGCGAGCGCUGAUUUAAUGACUCCUGAUGGAGCUGCAGUUCCGGGGAAUUUUGCCACCGAAUGGGUUGGCUGCUGCUGCUCAUGGCCAAGCCAACGGCCAUCUGAUAAGUCCCCAGGGCCCCGGCAGUAGCGACAUUCGGAACAACGCAGGUUUUCCCCGGCCGGUGACGGGUUACGAUUUCUCAAGCAGGAAUUCGGAGCCUUGCGAAAUGGAGAAGAUUCCGCCAAUGACUGGUGGUAGUACUUGUGCUACUACGGGGAAGCGCCGGGGUGGUAGUCGGAAGGCUUGUAAUGAGUGUAAACAGCAAAAGCUACGAUGUGACAUUGUUCAGACCCCGGCCGCAGCGUGCUCACGCUGCCGGCGACUCCAGAUAGAAUGCAAAGUUGAGCCUACUUUUAAACGCAUCUCAAAGCGCAGGCGAAAUGCUGAGAUGGAAAGGGAGAUCGCUGAUCUCCGUCGACGACUGGCUACCAACAGUGACCAUCCCCAGGCUGUGGAAGCAAAUGUAAGCGAUGACAUGUCCCAGUGCUCUGAGGAUGUGCUCUGUGGUCCUGAUUCGGCGGUUUCUAACCGAACACGACCUAUAUCUGCGCCUCUGGAACCUCAGCCUCUGGCGACUCCAUUGACUAUGCACCGGGAUGAAUCUAUCAUUUCGCAGGAAGAUAGUCUCUGGAAAUUGGAAGAUGUCUCGCUAUCGAGGAGCAGAGUAGCUCGGUUAUUUGAACAAUUCUUUAAGUAUUAUCAUCCAUUCCUUCCUCUACUGGAUCGUCAUAAAGGACCAGAGGAACAUCUUCAUCGCUCGUCAUUGUUGGCAUGGGCCAUUAUCUGCGUGGCGAGCCGACGGGCACCAUCUGAGCCAGGCCUUUUGAGUUCCCUCUCUGGGCCCUUCAGUCGGCUCCUUUGGUCAACUAUCACGGGUGUGCCUCAGGAUUACCAUGUGGUUAAGGCAUUGUGUAUUCUUUGCACUUGGCCUCUUCCUACGACUAGCCAGAGGACCGACGCUACAUUUAUGCUCAGUGGGUUGAUGAUGCAGAUCGCCAUGCAACUGGGAUUGCAUCGUCCCGUUCAAGCGGAGGAAUUCACCACCUUCCGCAUGGAAGUCCAGGGUGAAGCAAUGAAGGAUAGAUUGCAGACGUGGGUCAUCUGUAACAUUGUUGCUCAGAACGUUGCCACUGGCUAUGGACAGCCACCUGGCACUAUCUACGAUUGGGCAUUGGAGCCAACAUCUCUUAAAGAUGCUGAUUAUCACCCUCCAGAAGACCUUCGAACUCGAUUACGGAUUGAAAAGUUCUGUGACCGGGUGACUAAGGCUCUCUACAGCAGCAAGCCUGAACCUGCAGAGUUCAUCAGCUCCGAGAAGUUGUUAAUCGUCCAACUCUUGGAGAGUGAGCUCAAAGACAUGGAAGUGGACUUUGGUCGAAACAUUUCACAUAUCAACAUGAUUCAUUUACGAGCUGCAGAAUUGCAUCUGCGAUACUUUGUAUUUCUAGGAUCCAACGCACGAAGCGAUGAUUUGACGAAACUUUUCAUUGCUACGACGUCUUUCCUUGGACGAGUCCUCGACCUCGAAACCUCGCCUGGAGAGCUAAUCGGCCACGCCACGAACUACAUCCUUCAAAUGAUUGUCUCCGCUGCCUUUGCGCUCAUGAAACUGCUGAAGAGCGACUUCAGUCGACACAUCGAUUUCAACCAUGGAAAGCUACUAUUCAACGGAGCGAUAUCGGCAAUUCGCCGGAUCAGUGUAAUGGAGCACGAUCGGCCCGUGCGUCUUGCAGACAUCUUGGCCCAGAUGUGGAAUGCGGGUAAUUCCGAGGCGGAAGCGGGUGAGGAUGGUCUACAACUUAAGGUCCGGUGUCGGAUGAGCAUGAGCCACGUUUAUGACACGGUUUGGCGCUGGAGACAGCGGUUCCGCCCUAUGAGGAGCAUUGAAGAUCAAGCGAUGGCCAACCCUAACAUGUCGACGGCGGCAGGCCCCCUUUCUCGACAGCAGGAUAAUUCGCUUGAUGACCCGAGCUUGAUAUACCCCGGCAAUUUCGACGGGGGUUUUAUGAGCGAGGCGGGCUUUUCGGAGGUUUUCGAUUCUCUCAACUGGGUCUUUGAUGGGAUCCCUGAUUCUCUUGUUGCCCCUCCGGUUAUGUAAUGGGGUGUUCGACCGGAGCAUCUGCAGGAUUGGGAUAUAGGCUUGUAUAGGUUUACAAAAGAGGGGGG